Phycodurus eques (leafy seadragon) is the source of this 2001-nucleotide messenger RNA. Its product is annotated as zinc finger protein OZF-like. Lineage: Eukaryota; Metazoa; Chordata; Actinopteri; Syngnathiformes; Syngnathidae. The transcript has 4 exons. The record is from RefSeq and is a predicted model, not a curated record. Bases 239 to 1513 code for a protein of 424 amino acids. Gene Ontology annotation, biological process: regulation of transcription by RNA polymerase II; central nervous system development. Gene Ontology annotation, cellular component: nucleus. Gene Ontology annotation, molecular function: DNA-binding transcription factor activity, RNA polymerase II-specific; RNA polymerase II cis-regulatory region sequence-specific DNA binding.
CACGCGCUUCCACGCGCUGCACAACAUUUUCCUGAAUUCGCACCGAACGUGCUGAAUCCUCGUCACGGGAAGUCCAUCAAUACCUCACAGGGCUAAAACAUCAUUCGUGCAAAUCUUCUUGUCCGGUUGGCGUCGUCUCGUGCACGUUGAAGCCAUUCGGCCGAGCUUCGUUGAGCUUAGCUUAGCUUAGCAUGCUAACAAAGAGACACGUUUGGGAUCAACAUUUCAAAAGUCACUGAUGGUGUCGUGGUUCAUUUGCCUGACUUCAAUGCAGCCAGCGUGGGUUUGGUUCCCACUCAGUGGUGGUCUCUCCAGUUGUUGCGAUCGUCGUGUGAAAAUGUGUGCAAGGACAGCAGAGUACGAGGAGGAACUUUGGGGCCCAAAAGAGGAGAAGGAGCCACAACGUCAACUGCUGGACGCUGCGUUCAAUCGGCAGCCUCGAAUUGUGCUACGCAGAGCAGACGUCAGUGAAUAUCUUCAUCCUGAGCGGCAGCAGUCAGUGUCCCCUCACAUGAAAGAGGAAGAGGAGGAUGAAGAGGUUCAACACAUCAAAGAGGAGGAGGAAGAGUUCCUUCACAUGAAAGAGGAAGAGCAGGAGGACAUCAUCAAGGUUCCAUCGACUGGUGUCCCCUUGAAGAGUGAAGAUGAAGGUCGAAGUGAGGAGAGACGAGGGGCGGAGCCACCAAACGGCAACAGCUCAAGUGACGGAGACCACUGUGGAGGAUCACAAACAGACGGUGGUGAUGAUGAUGAUGAUGUUGAUGAACAGUUGGAAGGUGAUAUGACAUGUCACACUGCCAGUAAAUGCUGGAAAUGUUCUAAAUGUAGGAAAACCUUUGCUUCGAAGAGCAAUUUCAAACAACACAUGAAAAUACACACUGGAGAGAAACCUUUUGCAUGCUCAGUUUGUGGUCAAAGAUUCUCCCUAAAGGAAAACUUAAAUAGACACACAAGAACCCACACUGGUGAGAAACCUUUUGCAUGCUCAGUUUGUGGUCAAACCUUCUCUCAGAAGGGACACUUAAAAAUACACACAAGAACGCACACCAGAGAGAAGCCUUUUGCAUGCCCAGUUUGUGGUCAAACCUUCACUCACAAGGAAAGCUUAAAAAUACACGCAAGAACACACACUGGAGAGAAGCCUUUUGCAUGCCCAGUUUGUGGUCAAACCUUCACUCGGAAGGGAUAUUUGACGGGUCACGCAAGAACACACACUGGAGAGAAGCCUUUUGCAUGCCCAGUUUGUGGUCAAAGAUUCACUCGGAAGGAACACUUAAAAAUGCACACAAGAACCCACACUGGUGAGAAACCUUUUUCCUGCUCAUGUUGUGGUCAAAGGUUCUCUCAGAAGCAACACUUAAAAAUACACAUAAGAACGCACACUGGUGAGAAACCUUUUGCAUGCUCAGGUUGUGGUCAAAGAUUCUCUCGUAAGGAUCGGGUUAAGACACACAAGUGUCCUGGUGAGACAAGCAGUGAUCAAGAAGCUUUUAAUGCAAAUGUAAAUGUUUAAUAUAAAAGUAAUGACUAUGUCACUGACAGAAAUAUACAUGCUUGUAUUCUGUGUACCAGCUUUUAUUUGAUGUAUCUUCUGAUGGAAAAAAUGUAAAUAAGUUAUCAUGUGUUGUGCUUUUCUGCUUACUUUUAGUUCGAGAAAUGUUUUAUCACUGCGUGCAAAGUUUUCUCCCACAGGAUGAGUCAUGUGCUUGCAGGUGCAAGGACAAAUUUGAGCUGGAGUCUUCCUGUGUCUUGAUAAGAAGUAUAUCAUUCUUCUACUGUCUCAACCACAACGAAGAGUGUUAUGUGCUGAUCAACAAGCAUGUAUGCCCCCACCUUUUUGACGUCGUAACUCAUAUGUAACAAGGGAACUGCCCUAAAGUAAUAAAAAGAGAGAAUCCGGCAGAGUGAACUCAGAAAAAUGGUUGGAGACUGUAACUCAGUACACUCUUGGCCGUUUUCUCCUUGCAAGUCUGGAAACUGAACGACCUCUGUGUCUGUCUU